CAGGAAACAUUGCAAAACCUGCGUCCGUAAAAAGGAUUUAGGGACGAGGAAAAGGGAACAAUGAGGGCGAAUCGGCAGCAAACUAACGGAAAAGUAUGGAGUCACAGAUGGGAUAGCAACCUGUUUUCUUAUACUCGAUGGGAAGUGAAUGACUCUGUCACUGAUGAUGGUUACUUCCUACUGCAACCGUGUCAACCACAAAUGCAUUUCAAAUGCAAGAACCUUAAUGUGGAAGCAAUUAUCAUUUCAUCACACUUGUUAAAUUCAACAAAUGGUUCAAGUAAAGAAAUUGAGUUGUGUAGUAAUGAAGAGUAUUUCACUAGCCAGAAAGAUAAACAUUCCCCUUUGCAGCAAAUCACCUCCAAAGAUCUCAAUCAGUGUGCUACUAAUUCUCAGAAUACGGCUGAACCAAUUUCCAGAAAAUGUACUACCGCGCCUUUGGCAAGAAAACAUACAAAUGGGCAGCAAAACAGUAAUAUUCAAAAUGUAACCUGGUUGGAUAAUAAGUGUACAAAUUCCCUGUUGACCGUACCAAACUGUAUGCAUAACGACAAUGAGUUAAAAAGUCAAGCACAAAUAAUGCAGUCAAGAUCAACAAUUUCUGAGUGUGGUGAUCAGGAGAAUAGCAGCUACUGUAAAAAAUCUUCUCAAGCUUGUAAACAGUCAGCAGCAAAGGAACUUUUGUCUAUCCCGAAAAGUAGACUAUCCAACUAUUCAAACAUUGAAAGGAAUAAUAAAUGUUUGAAAAUCUGCAGUGAAGAGAAAGCAAAGUGGAAAGAAGAGGCAUUUCAAAUCAAAAGAGCUUUAUCUAAAAAAUCUGUUCACUCAAGGAUGUUAAACAAAUUAAAAGAUGGCAUUGCAUGUAGCACAAUAGAUAAGAAAAUAAAAGAUGGUGGUUGUACAAGAGAAAGUGUCAUCAACAAACAAAUCAAUGGAAAAAGUAUUCAGGAUUCCGAGAACUCUGUUGCAGGUUUAUCAACAAGUUGCCUUACAACUUGUCCUUUACAACCAACUCUUGAUAUGGCAAGAGAAGAAAUGCGUGUGCUCUCAUAUAAAUCUGGCUGCAGUAGACAUGACCACACAAGUGACUUUCUCCAAUGCUUAACUAAAGAAGGAAUGCAAUGGAAAUGUCAAAAUUAUCAGCCUGCUACAAUCACCAAGACAGAAGGUAACAAUUCACCACCAGAAGCAUUUGAAUUUGUCAUGUUUCCUGAUCGACAGGAAUUUGGAAGAGCACAGUCUGUGGCUGCAGCAGUUCUUCCAGCAUUCCGCUGGUAUCCUUUACAAAAAACACUCAAACGAAGUAACGGGACAACAAAGUAUCAAAGUCAAGCAAAGUGGCUGCAAAAAAAUAAUUCUAAUAAAAUGUACAAUUGCACUUCACGCACAACAGAUGAGCUGUCAGUUCAAAACAAAGCAGAGAUGGCACCACUUGAAAAUCAUAUAACUACGGCUCAAUUAUUGCACACUAUUAGGUACGGAAUGCAUCAAAAUCAGGACAUAAUCCAAAUAAACAGCCUUUUAAAGGAAAACCACAAAAUGAAAGGAAUGAACAGCAAGCAUCUCAAAGAAGCCUUAAUCCUAUACUUACAAAAGACAAAGGAAAUGCAGUAAACUGUAAACAGAUAACUCGUAAAAAGAAAAAUUGUAAAAUUUCAAUAUAUUUUAUAAACAGUUCAAUAGUUCCAUUUCGUUAUACCAUUUAUUUUUAAGGUUUCCCAAUGAUAGGAUGGCUUGUGUGUUUAUCUGUGUGUUUUACUAAGUUAGAUGUGAUGGUAACAUUAGUACAAAGAACGAUGAACAACAUUUAACAAUGUAGACUUUACCUACAAAUUUGGGAGGGAUAUGAGUUUUACAGAAAACCUUUGCAAUCAUUAUGCAUUACUAAUCUGCAUAGUACUCCUGUUUCACUUGUUCUUUUAUUGAGUAGAAUCCUGCUUUACUCUCCUUAAAGUGUGCUGAUUUGAUUUGUUUUAUGUGUCUCCAUUGAUUUCUGUGUUUGACCUUAAAGUUACUGUUAAGUGAACUACGCGGAAAUUUUAAAAAAGAUGUUUUGCCGAGUAUUGCUGUUGUAACUUUGAAAAUAAUGGUAAUCAAGAUGGUGAAGCCCAUGAAAAUAUAAUGAACAAUUCUGUUGGUAAAUUAGAAUUUCAGUGUAAUUGGUUUUUGGCUUACUACAUUGUACUAUGUUUGUAUUAUAAUUUUAUAAAUAUAGUAAUAUGAACUGUGGUUAAACAAU
Molecule: messenger RNA, 2239 nt
Organism: Stegostoma tigrinum
Lineage: Eukaryota; Metazoa; Chordata; Chondrichthyes; Orectolobiformes; Stegostomatidae
Exons: 6
Coding region: 61-1614 (517 amino acids)
Source: RefSeq, a predicted model, not a curated record